AUGUCCAUGCUUCCGACGUUUGGUUUUACGCAGGAACAAGUGGCGUGUGUCUGCGAAGUCCUCCAACAAGGGGGGAACAUCGAGCGGCUGGGGCGCUUCCUUUGGUCGCUCCCGGCGUGCGAACACCUCCACAAAAAUGAGAGCGUCCUCAAAGCUAAAGCCGUGGUCGCCUUUCACCGGGGGAACUUCCGAGAGCUCUACAAAAUCCUGGAGAGCCACCAGUUUUCGCCGCACAACCACCCGAAGCUGCAGCAGCUGUGGCUCAAAGCGCACUACAUAGAGGCGGAGAAGCUGAGAGGCCGCCCGCUCGGCGCCGUGGGGAAGUACCGAGUCCGAAGAAAGUUCCCCCUGCCCCGCUCCAUCUGGGACGGUGAAGAGACAAGCUACUGCUUCAAAGAGAAGAGCAGGAGCGUCCUGCGGGAGUGGUACACCCACAAUCCUUACCCAUCCCCGCGGGAGAAAAGAGAGCUGGCCGAGGCCACGGGACUCACCACCACGCAGGUCAGCAACUGGUUCAAAAACCGACGGCAGCGAGACCGAGCCGCGGAGGCAAAAGAAAGAGAAAACAACGAGAACUCAAACAGCAAUAGUCACAACCCAUUGACUUCUUCCAUGAAUGGAAAUAAAACUCUAUUGGGCAGUUCGGACGACGACAAAACGCCUUCUGGGACGCCGGAUCACACGUCUCAGAGCCCGGCUCUGCUCCUGGGCUCAAACGCCGGUUUACAGUCCCUGCACGGCCUCGCGCCCCCGCCAGGACCCAGCGCCAUCCCUGUACCCAGCGGCCCAGACUCGGUGCACCAUCACCACUCAUUGCACCAUGACACCAUACUGAACCCUAUGUCUUCUAAUCUGGUGGACCUUGGCUCUUAAAAAAAAACGGCACAGGAGGGGAACAGAGAGCACCGUCUUUUUGGAAAAGUAAUUCACAUGGAGGCGUGAGCUCGAGCACUUGCGGCGAGGUGCAAGGCAGACAGACUGGACCACUGCGAAAACAGCCACCAUAUCAAAUCAUUUUGCCUCAUUAAACCUUUAAAAGUCGUUUGGGGGAAAAUCAGACAGUGGACGCAAUACAGUUAGCCCCAAAUUGAAAUUUCUGCUUGUUUCGGGGACUUUCUAGAAACAAGACAUCAAGGCAGAGCACUUAUAAAAUCACGAAAUAUACAUAAACUGGCUUUUAAAAUCUCAUUCCAUUGGCAUAUUUUCUUUUUAAUUCAUUUUAGGAAACUAUCAUUCAAAACUGAAUAGAUUUGACAUUAUACGACUCUUUUUGCAGUGGACAAAGGGACAACAGGUGAGGCGGAUCUAGGUCGUUUUAAGUAUAAAAAAAAAAAAAAAAAAAAAAAGUAUUUUACCGGAAUGUAAUAACAUGUUAUAUUGUUGAAAACAAUAACAAUAAAAUGUCUUAAUUCUU
Molecule: messenger RNA, 1414 nt
Organism: Scomber japonicus (chub mackerel)
Lineage: Eukaryota; Metazoa; Chordata; Actinopteri; Scombriformes; Scombridae
Gene: six2a
Product: SIX homeobox 2a
Exons: 2
Coding region: 1-873 (290 amino acids)
Biological process (GO): regulation of transcription by RNA polymerase II
Cellular component (GO): nucleus; transcription regulator complex
Molecular function (GO): RNA polymerase II cis-regulatory region sequence-specific DNA binding; DNA-binding transcription factor activity, RNA polymerase II-specific
Source: RefSeq, a predicted model, not a curated record